UCUUAAAUUGAUGAAACCAAAGUUUAUUAUUGCGGCAAAACCCGUCAAAAACCGCCACAUGGUUUGAUUGAUCAAGUCACCCUUUUAAUCAUACAUACCCACCCACAAUAUUCUCCCUUGCCAAAACCACCAUUCCCUACCACCUAGUAGUACCUUAACUGGUUACUCUCUCUUUUCUCUCUCUCUGGUUUUUGAAAUUUGAUUACAAACUCCAUCCAUGGUCAAACUCUUUUGAUCCUAUAAAAGUGGCUCGCCUUUGUCUUUGAUCUCCACAUUCAUAUCAUUCAUUAACCUUCUUCUUUCGUAUAGAUCUUCUUUUUUUUUUUAAAGAAAGGGUUAUUAUAGUUUUUAUUCCAGUUUCGUGCGUCGGUAUGAGCACUGUGGAGAGCAGCAAGCCGAAGAUCAUAACUGGUUCUUGUGGUUAUGUUCUUGAAGACGUUCCCCAUCUCUCCGAUUACCUUCCCGGUCUUCCUACUUAUCAUAAUCCAUUGCAAGACAAUCCAGCUUACUCUGUGGUUAAGCAAUACUUUGUUGAUGCUGAUGACACUGUCCCUCAGAAGAUCGUUGUUCACAAGGAUGGUCCAAGGGGCAUUCAUUUUAGACGAGCCGGGCCACGUCAAAAGGUCUACUUCGAAUCUGAUGAAGUCCAUGCUUGCAUUGUCACCUGUGGGGGUCUUUGUCCCGGCCUUAAUACCGUGAUUAGGGAAAUCGUGAGCAGUCUCUCUUACAUGUAUGGAGUGAAGAGAAUAUUGGGAAUAGAUGGUGGAUAUAGAGGCUUCUAUGCUAGGAAUACUGUCUCCUUGGACUCCAAAGUCGUUAAUGAUAUCCAUAAGCGAGGAGGGACCAUCCUUGGGACCUCACGAGGUGGUCAUGAUACUACAAAGAUCGUUGACAGCAUUCAAGACCGAGGAAUCAAUCAGGUUUACAUUAUAGGUGGAGAUGGAACACAGCGAGGCGCAUCCGUUAUAUUUGAGGAAGUUAGAAGACGUGGCUUGAAAGUUGCAGUUGUUGGAAUCCCAAAAACAAUCGAUAAUGACAUACCUGUGAUAGACAAAUCUUUUGGGUUUGACACAGCUGUAGAAGAAGCUCAACGAGCUAUCAACGCAGCACAUGUGGAAGCCGAGAGUAUAGAGAAUGGUAUCGGUGUUGUCAAGCUUAUGGGUCGCUACAGCGGGUUCAUAGCGAUGUACGCUACUCUUGCAAGCAGAGACGUGGACUGCUGUUUGAUUCCGGAGUCACCAUUUUACCUGGAAGGAGAAGGUGGACUGUUUGAGUACAUAGAGAAACGGCUCAAGGAGAGUGGGCACAUGGUGCUUGUGAUUGCAGAAGGUGCAGGGCAAGACCUUAUGUCAAAGAGCAUGGAGUCUAUGACUCUCAAAGAUGCUUCUGGUAACAAACUUCUUAACGAUGUUGGUCUUUGGCUGUCUCAAAGCAUCAAGGAUCAUUUUAAUCAGAAGAAGAUGGUGAUGAACCUUAAGUACAUUGAUCCAACGUACAUGAUUCGUGCUGUUCCUAGCAAUGCGUCAGACAAUGUUUAUUGUACUCUCCUGGCUCAGAGCGCAGUGCACGGUGCGAUGGCUGGAUACACUGGCUACGUCAGUGGUCUAGUGAAUGGAAGACAAACCUACAUUCCCUUCUACAGAAUAACGGAGAAACAGAACCAUGUGGUGAUCACAGACAGGAUGUGGGCGAGGCUGCUGUCUUCCACAAACCAGCCGAGUUUCUUGAGCCCCAAAGAUGUGUCUGAUGAUAAAGAGAAGCCCAUGUCGGCCCUCCUGGAUGAUGGCAACUGCAACGGGCCAGUCGAUGUGCCUCCUCCAGUCACCAAAGAGAUCACCAAGUGACACUUAGUCGAAGAACAUGAUGAUGAUGUCCUAUAUGUUUUAGGUAGUAGUUGAGCGAAAUAAUUGUGUGUUUACGGUUAUGUCUGUAGUUUUCAACUUCUCCAUGCUACUUCUAUCAAUCUUCUAUUAAUUAAUUGACAAUCUUUAAAAAUC
Molecule: messenger RNA, 1997 nt
Organism: Brassica napus (rape)
Lineage: Eukaryota; Viridiplantae; Streptophyta; Magnoliopsida; Brassicales; Brassicaceae
Product: ATP-dependent 6-phosphofructokinase 3
Exons: 13
Coding region: 372-1844 (490 amino acids)
Biological process (GO): fructose 6-phosphate metabolic process; glycolytic process
Cellular component (GO): cytoplasm
Molecular function (GO): ATP binding; 6-phosphofructokinase activity
Source: RefSeq, a predicted model, not a curated record